AUGGCUGCCGCUCCUGCUGCGGCCGCAGCUACCAUCCCAGCUCCCAAGAGCAGGCCGGAGGGCAUCGAUCUCUAUGCUCGCUUCGCUCUCGCUGGUGCUCUGGGCUGCUCUGUCACUCACAGCGCCGUCACCCCGAUCGACGUGGUCAAGACGAGGAUCCAGCUUGACCCCGUCACCUACAACAGUGGCAUGAUUGGUAGUUUUCGCCAGGUCAUCCGCAAUGAAGGCGUUGGGGCCCUCGCGACGGGCGUAGGGCCGACUUUUGCGGGCUACUUCUUGCAAGGCGCCUUCAAAUUCGGCGGCUACGAAUUCUUCCAGCAGAAGCUCACUGAUACCUUCGAUGCGGAAACCGUCAAGCAGAAUCGCACCGCCGUUUACGUUGUUUCCUCUGGCAGCGCUGAGUUCUUCGCCUCCAUCGUCCUGUGUCCCCUGGAAGCGACGCGUAUUCGCCUUGUUUCGACACCCGACUUUGCCAAUGGUCUGGUCGGUGGUUUCAGCAAGAUUCUGAAGAACGAGGGCAUUGCCGCCUUUUAUUCUGGUUUCGGUCCCAUCCUCUUCAAGCAAACAAAAAAAAAAACUAACCCCGCGUACAUGGUUCCUUACACAAUAACCAAGUUUGUCGUUUUCGAAAAGGUUUCCGAGGCCAUCCUGAGCCAGUUUGACAAGUCGCAAAGGUCGGCCGGUGCAUCGACCGCUGUGAACUUGGGAUCUGGUCUGAUGAGCGGUUUUGCGGCUGCCAUUGUGUCUCAGCCUGCCGACACCAUGCUGUCCAAGAUCAACAAGACGAAGGGUCUGCCUGGUGAGAGCACCGCCUCUCGGUUGAUCAAGAUUGCUGGCGAGCUUGGUCUUCGCGGAUCUUUCGCUGGUCUCCCGACGCGUCUGUUCAUGGUCGGUGGCCUCACUGCGGGCCAAUUCGCCAUCUACGGCGAUAUCAAGAAGUUCCUCGGCGCUACAAAGUAG
Messenger RNA from Scedosporium apiospermum, 960 nucleotides. RefSeq names its product Mitochondrial phosphate carrier protein. Gene Ontology annotation, cellular component: mitochondrial inner membrane. Lineage: Eukaryota; Fungi; Ascomycota; Sordariomycetes; Microascales; Microascaceae. Gene Ontology annotation, molecular function: phosphate transmembrane transporter activity. The record is from RefSeq and is a predicted model, not a curated record. Bases 1 to 960 code for a protein of 319 amino acids. The transcript has 4 exons. Gene Ontology annotation, biological process: mitochondrial phosphate ion transmembrane transport.